GCAGGCAAGCCCCAGCCGGUGUCCGUGUGGCUGGGUGUUUUGCUGUCGGCCAGCAAUGGCAGCUUCCUCGUUCCGGGUGUGCGUGAUGGUCUGCACCGCUCUGGGGGUUUGCCUGGCGGCGUCAGGCCCGCCACGUUCUGACCGACUGAAGAAUCCACGCUUCAUCGCUGUCAGGUGGGGCUCCAAAGUCUCCUUCAGCUGUGUUUCCUCCUCUGAGGUCAUUUGGCGUAAGGAGGGUCAACAAAACGAAAUGGCGAACAGCUCCAGAAUCCUGGUCAUCAACAACUCGUCGGUGUCAACCAUGAACAUCGCCAAACUCCAGCAUGCAGACAGCGGCGUCUACUUCUGUAGCACCAAGGUCGAAAAUGAGACGACGAGAAUGCAACAGCGCUGCGGCACUGAGCUCAAAAUCAUGGGUAUCAGCACCUAUAAGCAAGUGCAAGAUCGGAACACCAUGAAAGACACCAUCAUUUUGAUUCAGUCCGUUCUUCUUUUCAUGUUCAUAAGUUUCCCUCUGUUCAUGAUUCUAGGGAAGGGUGACAGUAAAGAAGCCCCUGAGGAGGACCACACUUAUGAGGGCCUGGCUGUUGAAUUAGCCGACACCUAUGAAGACAUCGGUACCUACCAAGACAAAGCAGAGAAGUGGGACCUCGGUGAACACCCAGGCGAAGAGUGAUACCUGUUGGGGGUGUGGCCCAGCAUGAGUUCCACACCGGACGCUGCAAGUUGCCUCCUACCCCCUGGGGGCAGUCUGUCCGGGGAGACUCCUUGCCACCAGCUUGCUUGCGUUACCUAUCAUCAGCUCCACUGCUAGGACACCUUCAGCAUCUGAGAUUCUCUGGACUUUGGAGUUCCUGUUAAGACACACACAAAUAUGGGAGUGUGGAAAGAGAACAACUAAAGUCAAGGCGCGCAAAUAAAAAAACCGGGGAGCAAAAAA
This is a messenger RNA of Sphaerodactylus townsendi, 940 nucleotides long. RefSeq names its product CD79b molecule (gene CD79B). The record is from RefSeq and is a predicted model, not a curated record. Gene Ontology annotation, biological process: B cell receptor signaling pathway; B cell differentiation. The transcript is spliced from 5 exons. Gene Ontology annotation, cellular component: external side of plasma membrane; B cell receptor complex. NCBI's taxonomy places the organism in Eukaryota, Metazoa, Chordata, Lepidosauria, Squamata, Sphaerodactylidae. Bases 56 to 676 code for a protein of 206 amino acids.